GUAUGUAGAGAGAGAGAGAAGAACCUCUGUGCUGCCAUUUUCAUCGCGCCCGAACAAGCUAUCCAAAGCCUCAACAAUCUGUUUCAACUGCUUGAAAAUCGACCGUUCGAGGAGCGCCGCAGCCGGCCAUUCCGAAUUCCGACUCCUUUCGAAUCCGGUUGGCGGAAUAGAAUUGGAAGCGGUUGUAAGAUUGUUUUGGAUUGAGGAAUUCGCCGGAGAAGUUGAAUCAACUGAUUGAGUGACGGCGGCUGAAAUGGAUGAUAGAGGAGGAGGGGGAGGAGGAUCGUUUGUUGCCGUGCGGCGUAUUUCUCACGGGCUCGAUCGAGGAAGCGCAUGCCAUUCUACUUCUGUAGAGGUUGUGGCAGGGUCUGCUGCAUGGCUAGGCAGAGGCCUUUCGUGUGUUUGUGUUCAAGGAAGAGACUGUGAUGCACGCCCAUCAUUUGAUUUGACACCAGCACAGGAGGAAUGCUUGCAUAGGCUACAGAACCGGAUAGAUGUUAACUAUGAUAGUUCUGUUCCAGAACAUCAGGAAGCUUUGAGGGCUUUGUGGCAUGCUGCCUUUCCUGGAGAGGAACUUCAUGGAUUAAUAUCAGAGCAGUGGAAGGAAAUGGGUUGGCAGGGAAAAGAUCCAUCGACAGAUUUUAGGGGUGGUGGUUUCAUAUCGUUGGAAAAUUUGCUAUACCUUGCAAGAAACUUUCCAAAAUCCUUCCAAGAUCUACUUCGGAAAAAGGAAGGUGAUCGUGCAUUGUGGGAAUAUCCCUUUGCUGUAGCUGGUGUCAACAUUACAUUCAUGCUUAUACAGAUGCUUGACCUUGAAGCAGUGAAGCCCAGAACACUUGUGGGAGCCACGUUCUUGAAGUUCCUCACAGAAAAUGAAUCGGCAUUUGACCUUCUGUACUGUAUAACAUUCAAGCUAAUGGACCACCAAUGGCUCUCCAUGCAUGCCUCUUAUAUGGAUUUCAAUACUGUGAUGAAAGCCACUCGGCGUCAGCUGGAGAGGGAGCUCCUGCAAGAAGAUGUUGCAAGUCUUGAAGAUUUGCCCUCCUUUACCCUUCUCAGUCGCUAAUCAUCCAUAACUCCACGCUAGUAGUGUUUCGUCCCCCUUUUUUUUCCGGUUUUCUGUGAAGGUAAUCGAGGAGAAGAGUUUUAACGCCAAAAAAUAGAACUAUUGAUGACAUUUGAGUAUAACAGUCAAAGAAACUUAUUCUGUCAACUUCUUUUUUAUUUCUUUGUUUUCUUUUUCGCCUGUCCAGAGUCACUCUGGCCUAUAUGAUGUUGUAAUUGUUUGAUAUCGGAUUUGAAAUUGGCAAAGUAUAAAAAAGCGUGGAAAUUUUACUAGUCAAAGCACUUUUGUGGUAUACGCCUAGAGUUGUAAACGAACCGAACGUUCGCGAACAAAAACUCGUUCGUGUCCGACAAAAGCUUGUUCAUUUGUUAAUCGAGCUGAGUUCAAAUAGAAAAUUAGGCUCGUUUAAUAAUCGAACGAACAUGAGCUCGAUCAUGAACGUUC
Striga asiatica is the source of this 1510-nucleotide messenger RNA. The record is from the annotation of a GenBank genome assembly. NCBI's taxonomy places the organism in Eukaryota, Viridiplantae, Streptophyta, Magnoliopsida, Lamiales, Orobanchaceae.